GAUAGAGGAACAUAUGACGCUGUGGUUCACUCGACUUCCUGUAAAUUUAUGCUCAACCGAACAAGCAACAUGUGAAACAGACUCAGGUUUGAGAGAGUGACAAAAUGGAUGGCUGCUUUAGGACUGUGAAGUGUCCCCUGCACUCUGACAGGGAGCAGUAGUCCAUGGAGCUGCAAUGGACGCUGUGGCUGCUGGAAAAGUCCAUCUGUCUACAUUAAACUUUGAAGAGAAAUCGCUGAUCAGAGCUGAGCAGCACGAACUCCUGAGAGGCAAAAACAAUACCACGUCCUGCCGAAGCCCAACGCGAGAGUUUGACACAAAAUCGAUAAAGAAUGGGCUCAAAGAAAAGAGGCAAUUGGAGUUUCUGAAGAGGAGAUCCUUGAGUCCAGAAAUGUGUGGCUCAAAGUCGACUGAGAGACGAACCCAGCGCAGAUCAUCACCAAGAAUAUUUAAAUUGAGGCGUUAUACAUCAGAGAGUGAGAACAUAGAACAAUCCACUGCAAAUGGAUGUGCAGCUUUAACAUUACAGAGGAGUUUGAGUGAAUCUCCUACUUCCAGUAAAUGGACUUUAUUAUGGACUGAGCCUACACAGCACCAAACACAAAACCCACAGAUACAGAAGGAAAAAACUCCUGUGAAUGUGCGAACCACAAGUGUAAAAACCAUUCGAUCUGAAAAGGUUCAACAAAGGCUGAUUCAACAAAGUGAAGUUAUUCAAGUGAAGAAGAUGCUGAGAGAGGCCAGUGUACAGACAGAGUCUGGCUCUGUCACUGUUAGGGAAACAGAUCUACAGAAGUUAGAAGACUAUUUACAGGAAGCCCUUUGGCGCGAGCAGGUCUUAAAGAAAAAGCUGGCGUUGCUCCAGGAGAGUACCACCAACCUCAUGAACUCCUCUGAUAAAAUAUGGACGACCUGCUGCAGCGAAGACCUGCUGAGAAACAAAAUCCGGGCUCUGGAGGCACAGCUGCAUGUUUGUCUGCAGAAGUUUCCAAAGGAUGCUGUGAAGAAGCUGCUCUUACAGAUGGAGGGGCAGAAGUUGGUUUAUGAAGACAAGGCAGUUAUUGCUUUGCAAAAAGCCACACAGGAGAAAACUGAGGCUGUGACCAAAGCAGAGACACUCCAGGACGCUCUGAACACAGCUCAGACAGAGACACAGCGAUGGAAACGUCUUUACGAAGAACUCCGACUGAGCUCUGAGCAGCUCACAGAGCAACACAACCAGAGCAACGACCAACUGCUGCAACUGCACGACCAACUGGAGCUGUCCCAGGUCAGAGAGGCAGAGCUGAGGGAGGAGCUUGUGUCACUAAAGACACAAAACCAGGAGCUACAGUACAGCAUAUGUCUACUUGAAGAGAACAACGACAUAUUGAGAGAGGAAAUACAAAACUCACAAGAUGGCAGCACAGAGACUGAAGCCCUGAUGCAGCAAAUUUUGAUGCCUGUAGAAACUGAGCAGCGACUAAAAGAGAAGGGGUCACUUGAGGUCAACGAGCAGCUACAGCGGACUUUGGAGAAACUUCAACUUAAAGAAAAAGAGUGCGAGGAGCUGCAGACGGAGUUGAGUACCAUGGAGCAGGAGUGUCGGUCCACACAGACCCGACUGUCCCAGUGCAGAGACCAGCUCCGACAGAUCACCCACAGGACGGGGACAUCGGCGGGUGAGUGUUCCUGGCUGGGAUGGUGUCUGUCUCUCCUGGUGCUCUUGGCUCUGGUUGCGGUGGGGGGGUUGUUGUGGCUGUGGUACCCCCCGUUCAGAGAUCAGCUUCGGGACCUGUACUCCGACGUGGAGACUAGGAUCCAGGACUAUCUGCAUGACAUGUCCUCCCCACAACACUCAGGCUGUUUUAGACCUGUAUGAUGCUGUAUGAAGUUUAUUACGUAGUUUUUACAAUGUUUAUACUUUCAAAGACAAAGCUGAAUUUUGUUUGUAGGUACUUGAAUCUUUUAUGAUAAUUAUGUGAUGGUACUGUUUUGUAAUGAACUGUAUUAAAUAUUAAACUUGAA
Molecule: messenger RNA, 2007 nt
Organism: Periophthalmus magnuspinnatus
Lineage: Eukaryota; Metazoa; Chordata; Actinopteri; Gobiiformes; Gobiidae
Product: TRAF3-interacting JNK-activating modulator
Exons: 14
Coding region: 176-1861 (561 amino acids)
Source: RefSeq, a predicted model, not a curated record